AAUAUAAUAGCGGCGUACGACUUCGACUGCAAGUUCUUAUACGCGUUUGUCGGUUACGAAGGCUCUAUAAACAAUAGAACAGUAUUAGGUCGCGCCUUUAAGAGCGGUAGAUUUAGCGUACCUAAAGGUCGAUAUUAUCUCGCUAACGGUAGCUAUUUACUACUCGAUAAGCGCCUUCUAGUACUAUACUAA
Messenger RNA from Pseudocercospora fijiensis CIRAD86, 192 nucleotides. RefSeq lists its product as uncharacterized. NCBI's taxonomy places the organism in Eukaryota, Fungi, Ascomycota, Dothideomycetes, Mycosphaerellales, Mycosphaerellaceae. The annotation marks the transcript as partial. The record is from RefSeq and is a predicted model, not a curated record. The transcript has a single exon.